AUGACAAAAAUGUCCAGCCCUACUGAGACUGAGCAGUGCAUCGACUUUCUGAUUACUGUUUUCCAGAAGUGUGCUGGAUAGGAGGGUAAUAAUGCAUUCUCCAAGACAGAGUUCCUAAUCUUCAUGAACACAGAACUGGCUGCCCUCACAGAGAACCAGAAGGACCCUGGCAUCCUUCACUGCAUGAUGGAAAAACUGGACCUCAACUCUGAUGGCCAGCUAGAUUUCCAGGAAUUUCUUAAUCUUACUGGUGGCAUGGCCACAGCUUGCCAUGACUCCUUUACAAGGUCUACCCAUUCCUAG
Messenger RNA from Mirounga angustirostris (Northern elephant seal), 303 nucleotides. RefSeq names its product protein S100-A11-like. The record is from RefSeq and is a predicted model, not a curated record. Gene Ontology annotation, molecular function: S100 protein binding; calcium-dependent protein binding; calcium ion binding. Gene Ontology annotation, cellular component: cytoplasm. NCBI's taxonomy places the organism in Eukaryota, Metazoa, Chordata, Mammalia, Carnivora, Phocidae.